AUGGCGCCGAACCAAACCCUUCUCAUUACCGGAGCCAAUGGCUACAUCGGUACCCAUGUAGUCGGCCUCGCCCUGGAACGCGGCUACAACGUCCGCGCAACAGCCCGCUCCGAGUCUUCCCUUUCCAACCUUCGCGAAACCUUCCCCGACGCCGCUUCCGGAAACCGCCUCUCAUUCGCUAUCGUUCCGGACAUCACAAACUACGAGUCCUACAAGGACGCUCUGGCCGACGUGACAGGCAUCAUUCACACCGCUUCCCCCUUCAUCCUCGACCCCAAGGACAAUGACAAGGACCUGCUGCAGCCGGCCAUCAAGGGCUCCAUCGCCAUCCUCGAUGCAGCACUGCGGUAUGCCCCGCAAGUGAAACGUAUCGUCAACGUUUCGUCUUUUGCUUCCAUCAUCGACGUGUCGGCAGGCAACCGUCCCGGGCACACUUACACCGAAAAGGACUGGAACCCAAUGACUUACGAGCAAGCGUCCAAGACCGACAGUGGCGUAGCGGCGUACUGCGCGUCCAAAGGCCUCGCGGAGAGCGCCAUGUGGCGAUGGAUGACGGAGAACCAGGGCGUCACAUUUACCCUUUCCAACAUUUGCCCUCCGUGGGUGCUCGGCCCGUACCGUGGCAAGCUGGACCUCAACCACCUGUCCGAGUCGAUGGGCUUGUUGUGGAAACUAGUCGAUGCCAAGGAAGUUCCGCCGACGGACUUUGGCGGUUCGGCUGACGUCCGCGACGUCGCUGAUGCUUUGAUCAAGGCAAUCGAGACGCCUGAGGCCGGCGGUGAGAGGUUCCUUGUCGGUCAGCACUUUGACUGGCAGACUGCGGCGGAUCUCAUCCGUGAGGAGCUACCCGAGGCAAAGAGCAGGAUUCCGGAGGGCAAGCCCGGGGCUGGCAAGACCGAGGAGAUCUAUGCUGUCGACGGCAGCAAGGCGGAGAAGGUCUUGGGUAUCAAGUACACGCCUCUGAAUGUUACACUCAGGGACGCGGUUCGUCAAAUGUUGGAUGUGGACAAGGCUUCCAAAUCGUCUUGA
This is a messenger RNA of Colletotrichum truncatum, 1029 nucleotides long. RefSeq names its product NAD-dependent epimerase dehydratase. The record is from RefSeq and is a predicted model, not a curated record. NCBI's taxonomy places the organism in Eukaryota, Fungi, Ascomycota, Sordariomycetes, Glomerellales, Glomerellaceae. Gene Ontology annotation, molecular function: oxidoreductase activity, acting on the CH-OH group of donors, NAD or NADP as acceptor.